Molecule: messenger RNA, 2161 nt
Organism: Pseudoliparis swirei
Lineage: Eukaryota; Metazoa; Chordata; Actinopteri; Perciformes; Liparidae
Gene: cfap299
Product: cilia and flagella associated protein 299
Exons: 6
Coding region: 1-708 (235 amino acids)
Source: RefSeq, a predicted model, not a curated record
AUGGAGCGCAGCACGGCGGCUCGGUUCCACGACGCCGCGACGCACUUUCGAGUCUACGAAGAUUACCUGGAGUCCCGAGUCACGCCGAAGGAUUUGUUUUACUUAAAAAGUGGGGAGGUGGCCCGUCAGCUGGUGGAGCUCGGCCACCAGGGCAGUGUCCUGAGCAGGGAGCAGUUCCAGGAGCAGAAGGCGGCGGCGCAGGCCGGCGAGGCCGCGAGGAGCGACGCCUUCUACGGCCGGAGCCGGCCGACGACGCUGGCGAGUGCAGGAAAAGAGCUCAAAGAUAACUUCCUGAGGGCCCUGGCAGAGCGAGAGGAGGCCAACCUCAGUGGGAAAACCAGCUCCAUCAUUUUCAUAAGGGAUCUUAAUCCUCUCGGACGGGAAGUAUCCGGCUACAUCGACUACGCCCACAGACUCAAGACCCAAGAUUUCGAACCAUAUUUCAGCGGAAAGAAGAAGCUGGUGCCAAGACGCUCGGAUUUAUGCUACUACAACUGGAGGACACAGGUGUCCACGUCCAACUCCAGCCCCAACUUUGAGGUGAUUUACGACGACCCCAAUGGCCUUCUCUUCAAGAACAAGAUGGACAAGAAGAUCCUAAACGUGGACCCAUUGGCCGGUCCGGGCGAGGACUCCAAACGGACCUUCUUGCAGUCAGACCUCUACAGCCACACCGUCAUCUACGACCACAGCAUCAGGACCGUCUGAGCUCCAGAGGUCCAGACACGUGAAGCCUCUAAUCUCAGCUCGCUGUCGUCGCCCCGUCAUUUACAAUCUGUGACGGCUUUCCUCAAAUAACCUGUCAUUUCAUGUUUAAACUCUUCUGGUGGAGACCCAGUUCCUCUUAUUUCUUCGGCGUGUCCCCCUGAAGGGACGGUGACAGGCUCCGGGACCCCGGGUCGUCCCAUCGGCUGUUUGUCUAAACAAAUUAAAGGCGUUGGAGCUUUGAAAGAUGACGGGGGGGGGGGGUCUUUUAUGUCCUCCACCCCGGGCUGCGGUAUCUCCGGCUGGAGGAACGAGUAAUGGGUUUAAAGCAUUCCGCAUGUUCCCAGACGUUAGACGCACUUUACAGGACAUCAAAGAGCUCCUUCAUUUGCAUAUUAGUCUUUAAAUGGGAGACAACCUGCUGUAGGAGUUAUUUAGGAGGUGCGGAAGAAUUUCAGACACUUUGUUCUACAUUUACAUUUUUUUUUGUUAUUGUUAUUGAAACAUGGAAAACAUCAGCUCCACCACAGGCACCGUUGUCUUUUUGUUCAUGAAUUAAGUUUUGUGUUUUCUGUAGAGAAACAGCAUGUCCUUCAUUUACAAGGAGACUUUACAUUCCCCAAAAACAUUGGGGGUAUAAAUUUAGAUGUUAAAUGAAGUAUAAAUUGCACGUAUCCGAUGUAGAGUUCAUGAUAUCACGACAUUAAUAAAAAGAAGAGCAACACAAACAAUAGUCUGUAGAAGAAAAACAAUGAGAAGAGAUCUCCAGAAGCUGCUGAGCUUAGCUUAGCUUAGAAUGAAGACUUGCCACAGGGGGUUUCACUUCUGGGAAUAAGAUGACCCGGUCCUUUAGCCCCGCCUCCUCUGUGACCAGAGGACGGUCCUUAAGCCCCGCCUCCUCCGUGACCAGAGGAAGGAGAAAAUUUUUGAGGACCUUGUGACGUUGACGUGUUGCUCCAUCUGCUGAUUUAAAGACCCGAUGCUCAUAUUAUGAUUGUUUGUAUUUAGCCGUACGUUUCCUCAAACUGGCAACGUGGAGACUUUUCCUAUGGAUUAAUAAAUUCAGCUGCAAUUUAUUUCUUAAUGUUACGAGGUUUUAAACAAAAGAGUUUAAAGCUGCUCCUGCUGCUCUGGUCCUGAACCACUGUAACCGAGCGGUGACCCAGAUGUAGUUCUGGUUCUGUAGAAGCAGAGUUUGGGGAAAGGGGGUUUGGUUUAGGCUUAUCUUCGUCACUGGUGUUUUAGGUUGAUGAUGAUGAUGAUGAUGAUGAUGAUGAUGAUGAUGAUAAAAAAUUUGUCAUAAACCCGGCGGUUAACUGGGUGUUUCGAUUAUUAAAUUGUUUGUGCGUCUUAAAUAAAUAAUGUGAAAAUCUAUUUUAAGCUGUGGGUGAGGCAGAAUGGUUGUGUUGGGUGUGUUCCCCCCCCCCCCCCCCCCCCAAUAAACAAAUAAACAAGU